This is a messenger RNA of Microthlaspi erraticum, 2982 nucleotides long. Lineage: Eukaryota; Viridiplantae; Streptophyta; Magnoliopsida; Brassicales; Brassicaceae. The record is from the annotation of a GenBank genome assembly.
AUGCCCUUUGCUGUAAUUUCGCAGCUCAAUGAACGGUCAACGCUUCUUAACCUGAAACGCGAGUUCGGAGACCCACCGUCUCUCCGGCUAUGGAACGACACUUCUUCUCCGUGCGAUUGGUCGGAGAUCACCUGCGUCGACGGAAACGUCACCGGGAUAAAUUUCGGGAACCAGAACUUCACCGCGGCAGUUCCGGCGACGAUAUGCGAUUUCCCGAAUCUCGGUUUCCUCAAUUUGUCGUUUAACUACUUCCCCGGCGAGUUUCCGACCGUUCUUUACAACUGCACGAAGCUUCAGCAUCUCGAUCUCUCCCAGAACAACUUCAACGGCACACUUCCCGCCGACAUCGACCGUCUCUCACGAGAACUCGAGCAUCUCGACCUCGCGGCUAACGGCUUCUCCGGCAACAUCCCGAAGAAGAUCGGUCUGCUUUCGAAGCUCAAGGUUCUGAAUCUCUACCAGAGCGAUUACGACGGUACGUUUCCGUCGGAGAUCGGGGACUUGCUGGAGCUCGAAGAACUCCGUUUGGCGUUAAACGACAGGUUUUUGCCGGCGAAGAUUCCGACGGAAUUUGGGAAAUUGAAGAAACUGAAGUUCUUGUGGUUCACAGAGAUGAAUCUAAUCGGUGAAAUCCCGGCCGUUGUUUUCGAGAACAUGACGGCUCUCGAGCACGUUGACUUGGCAGAUAACAAGUUAUCGGGUCAGAUCCCAGACGUCUUAUUCGGGUUGAAGAAUCUGACCGCUCUCCUUCUCUACGCAAAUGACCUAAUCGGAGAGAUCCCCAAAUCGAUUUCGGCGACGAACCUCGUGGAAUUUGAUCUCUCCGUGAACAAUUUGACCGGUUCGAUUCCGGAAGCAAUCGGCAAUCUAACGAAACUAGAGUUUCUAAACCUGUUCAACAACCAGUUAACCGGAAAAAUCCCGCCGGCUAUCGGAAAAUUACCCGGUUUGAAGGAGCUGAGACUCUUCACCAACAAGUUAACCGGAGAAAUACCGGCGGAUUUCGGGUUUUAUUCGAAGCUAGAGGGGUUCGAAGUGUCAGAGAAUCAGUUAACCGGAAAACUGCCGGAGAAUUUGUGCAAGGGAGGUAAGCUUUUGGGCGUUGUUGUAUACUCUAACAAUCUCACCGGAGAUAUCCCGGAGUCGCUCGGGGAUUGUGGAUCCCUCCUCACCGUUCAGCUACAAAACAAUAACUUCUCCGGCGAAUUUCCUUCCCGGAUCUGGUCCGCUUUAGAUUUGUAUAGUUUGAUGCUGACUAACAACUCCUUCACCGGAAAAUUACCGGAGACAGUUGCUUGGAACCUCUCGAGGAUCGAGAUCGAUAACAAUCGAUUUUCCGGAGAGAUUCCGAAGAAAAUCGGGACUUGGUCUUCUCUAGCUGUCUUCAAAGCCGGAAACAAUCGGUUCUCCGGUGAGAUCCCAAAGGAAAUCACAUCUCUCUCAAAUCUCCUAACCAUCUUCCUCGAUUCCAACAAUCUCUCCGGCGAAUUACCAGAUGAGAUCAUCUCAUGGAAGUCCUUGAUAACGAUAAACCUAUCCAGGAACAAGCUCUCCGGGAAAAUCCCGAGAGCUCUAGGAUCGUUGCCAGGCUUGGUCAAUCUCGAUCUAUCGGUGAACCAACUCUCCGGCGUAAUCCCUCCGGAGAUCGGGAAAUUAAAAUUCACAACGCUUGAUCUAUCAUCAAACAAGCUCACCGGAGAAAUCCCAAACCAACUUGAUAAUCUCGCCUACGAGAGAAGCUUCUUAAACAACUCCAAUCUCUGCGCAGACAAACCGGUUAUCAACUUACCGGAUUGCCGGAAAAUGCUCGGGAGCUCAAAAGGAGUGCCGGGGAAAAUCCUCGCCAUGAUUCUAGCCAUCGCCGUUCUUCUUCUCGCCAUCACUCUCCUCGUCACGUUCUUUGUGAUCAGAGACUACACAAGGAAGCGAAGAAGAAAGAGAGGCUUAGAGACGUGGAAACUAACUUCCUUCCACAGAGUAGAUUUCGCCGAAUCCAACAUCUUGACGAAUCUGAUGGAGCACAACGUGAUCGGAAGUGGAGGAUCGGGAAAAGUUUACAAGAUUUUCAUCGAAUCCUCAGGCCAAUACGUGGCGGUGAAGAGGAUAUGGGACAACAAGAAGCUCGACAAGAACGUUGAGAAAGAGUUCAUCGCUGAAGUUGAGAUUCUUGGAACUAUAAGACACGCGAAUAUAGUGAAACUACUCUGUUGUAUCUCUAGAGAGGAUUCGAAGCUUCUUGUGUAUGAGUAUCUUGAGAAACGAAGCUUGGACCAAUGGCUACAUGGAAAGAAGAAGAGAGGCACUGUAGAGACCAAUAAUAACAACCUGGACUGGUCACGGAGGUUGAAUAUUGCGGUUGGAGCAGCUCAAGGACUUUGCUACAUGCAUCAUGAUUGCACUCCGGCGAUCAUACACAGAGACGUCAAGUCGAGCAACAUCUUGCUCGAUUACGAAUUCAACGCCAAGAUUGCUGAUUUCGGUUUGGCUAAAAUGUUGGUUAAGCAAAACCAACAACCUCAUACCAUGUCAGCUGUUGCUGGAUCCUUCGGUUACAUUGCUCCAGAAUACGCAUAUACAUCAAAGGUGGAUGAGAAGAUCGAUGUGUACAGCUUCGGUGUGGUUUUGCUUGAGCUGGUGACGGGGAGAGAAGGAAACAACGGAGAUGAGCACACGAACUUGGCAGAUUGGUCGUGGAGACAUUACCAAACUGGGAAACCGACGGCAGAGGCGUUUGAUGAGGACAUCAAAGAAGCUUCCAAGACUGAGGAGAUGACGACUGUGUUUAAGCUAGGUCUUAUGUGUACUAAUACAUUGCCUAGUCACAGACCUACCAUGAAGGAGGUCUUGUAUGUUCUUCGCCAACAAGGACUUGGGGCGACCAAAAAGACUGCGACAGAGGCGCAUGAAGCACCUCUACUCGUUAGUUUAUCGGGUCGGAGGACGAGUAAAAGGGUAGAAGAUGAAGAUUUAGGUUUUGUAUAA